Postia placenta MAD-698-R-SB12 is the source of this 507-nucleotide messenger RNA. RefSeq lists its product as hypothetical. Gene Ontology annotation, biological process: regulation of transcription by RNA polymerase II. Gene Ontology annotation, molecular function: transcription coregulator activity. Gene Ontology annotation, cellular component: mediator complex. The coding region runs from base 1 to 507 and encodes 168 amino acids. The transcript has 3 exons. NCBI's taxonomy places the organism in Eukaryota, Fungi, Basidiomycota, Agaricomycetes, Polyporales, Adustoporiaceae. The record is from RefSeq and is a predicted model, not a curated record.
AUGGUCGACAUUCCCCAAACUGAUGUGUCGCGGCCAGCAGCACUUCCUACUGCAAAGCUGCUGCAACGAAGCGCAGUCCCGUCCAUAGACCAGAAUUCGAGCGAAUAUCUGGACUCAAUUGAGGAGGAAUGGAACAAGAAAGUGGACGUCGAGAUUGACACGUUGGUGGACGGCAUGGUCGACCUCGUUGGACUGGCUUCUAUCGGCGAGAAGGACAAGUUCAAGAUUGCACAGGAGGCAUACCAGGCAGAAUGUCGCGCUGAAUCUAUGGCGACGCAGAUUCGGGCGGCCCAUUCCCUUCUGUCCGUCAUCCACUCUAUGAAGCUGCUCCUGUUGUUGUCAGACGAGUCGCAAAUCGCAAACCGUCGGGAUGCUGAAAUGCGCGUGGUGCAGUCAGACAAGGAGAAUUUGCAGAAACAAGUGGCAUCUAUGCUCGACGACCUGUUGCAUCCUCGCAAACCCGGUUCUGAAGGGGACACUUCACAACCACUUAUGGACACAUCGUGA